AUGGCCACCGAUGGUCACGGGAUAUGUGACCAUAACGGGCAGGGUCAGCGGCGUGACCAUAGCGCCUUGGCGGCCGGUCACACGCAAGGGCCCGAGUUAAAAGCGACGACGCUUGUUAGGGUAAUCGUCCAUAAGGCGCGGUCCUUCCCAACCGCGGUUCUGCGGCGGCAUGUCGUCAUAACCUCCACGUGGCAUGUCGUACUGGUCCCUGAAGCCUCCAUCCUAAAG
Messenger RNA from Iphiclides podalirius (scarce swallowtail), 228 nucleotides. NCBI's taxonomy places the organism in Eukaryota, Metazoa, Arthropoda, Insecta, Lepidoptera, Papilionidae. The record is from the annotation of a GenBank genome assembly.